AUGUCGAUUGUUUCCUUGCUUGGAAUUGAGGUGUUGAACAAUCCAGCUAAAUUUUCAGAUCCAUAUGAAUUUGAAAUAACUUUCGAGUGUUUGGAACCUUUAAAGGAAGACUUGGAGUGGAAACUUACGUAUGUGGGUAGUUCACGCUCGCUAGAUCACGAUCAAGAACUUGAUUCCAUCCUUGUGGGCCCGGUACCAGUUGGAAUCAACAAGUUUUUGUUUCAAGCAGACCCUCCUUCCCCAGAAUUGAUUCCUGCAAGUGAGUUGGUCAGUGUGACGGUGAUAUUGUUAAGUUGUUCAUACGCGGGUAGAGAGUUCGUCCGUGUUGGUUACUACGUCAAUAAUGAGUAUGACUCUGAGGAGCUAAGAGAGAAUCCACCAGCUAAGGUUCAAGUUGAGCAUGUUGUCAGGAACAUUUUGGCAGAAAAGCCUCGUGUGACGAGGUUCAACAUUGUCUGGGACAGUGAGGAUGGAAAUGCCGAUGAAUACCCCCCUGAACAACAGGUCGACGAGGACGAGGAAGAGGAAGAAGAAGAAGAGGAGGAAGAGGAGGAAGAAGAAGUUGAGGAAGAGGAGGCUGAGGCCGGUGAUGCCGAAGAAGACCUAGAGGAAGACAUUGAGAUGGACGAAGAAUCUCAGAAGGCAGACCAGGACAAAAAUGAAGAAGCUGACAGCACAAUGGGCAGCAGUGCAGCCACGCCCAACGACAAAGCCGACAGCUGA
Messenger RNA from Candidozyma pseudohaemuli, 723 nucleotides. RefSeq names its product nucleosome assembly factor (gene ASF1). The record is from RefSeq and is a predicted model, not a curated record. Gene Ontology annotation, molecular function: histone binding. Bases 1 to 723 code for a protein of 240 amino acids. Gene Ontology annotation, biological process: DNA replication-dependent chromatin assembly; nucleosome disassembly; nucleosome assembly. Gene Ontology annotation, cellular component: nucleus. The transcript has a single exon. NCBI's taxonomy places the organism in Eukaryota, Fungi, Ascomycota, Pichiomycetes, Serinales, Metschnikowiaceae.